Messenger RNA from Xenopus tropicalis (tropical clawed frog), 2775 nucleotides. RefSeq names its product protein phosphatase 2 regulatory subunit B', beta (gene ppp2r5b). Lineage: Eukaryota; Metazoa; Chordata; Amphibia; Anura; Pipidae. Gene Ontology annotation, biological process: signal transduction. Gene Ontology annotation, molecular function: protein phosphatase regulator activity. The coding region runs from base 1014 to 2489 and encodes 491 amino acids. Gene Ontology annotation, cellular component: protein phosphatase type 2A complex. The record is from RefSeq and is a predicted model, not a curated record. The transcript is spliced from 14 exons.
GGGAGGGGGAGGUAUUGGUUUGGGUUUUGUCAUUGUACUGAUCCUGCAGCCUCAGAUAAAGAGGGGGCUGCUGUUAUUUAGGAAAAGGGAAAUCCUUUUAAUCCUCCAUAGGCUUUUCAUCCACUGGCCACUAAAAGAACAGGGAAGCUGCAGAUAUUUUAUAUGGGGAAAGAAGACGGACCCUUUGCAUCAAGGACAGAUGACAGAAAGGAGGGUCACAGAGGCCUAAGAAAAAUCCCAUAAGGAAGGAAAUCCUAAAAGUAGAAUCCCAUUUUCCGCCGAGGGUCUCAGCUGCGCCGCUUUCUGAUUAAAUUGCCGGACUGCACCAUUACCAUCAUUACAGGUCCCAAGGGGUAGGUGUUACGGCUCAUUUCCAUGCAUUCCCAGUAUCUUCCCAUAUUUCUGUUCUGCAAGAUCCCACAGGGAUGCUCUAAGGAAAGAAGGGCCGGUUAAUUGUGCUAAGGGAGGACUGGACAGAGGAGAGUGAAAAGAGCAAAGAGACAGCCAAGUCUAUAGUGGAUUGUGGAUUGCAACCAUUUGCUAAAGGACAGCAUCCUGUUUUGGAUGAAGAUUUAGGGCCUGAUAAUUUAGUCCUGGCUUUGUACUCCCCGGUCCAGGAGACCAUCCCAGCUCUUGCUCCCAGAAUCCUGCUGGCUGGACCCUACAAGCCUACACCUAUAGCCCAUUGUAGAGAGAGCCUUAGAAUGCAAUUUCUGGACAUACUGGGUUGUCAGUGCAGCUACACUGUGACAAGCUGAAGACUGAAUACUGAAACCCACUAAGGGAUGCAACAAGAAGGACCUGUGGAUAAAGUCUUGACCUUUACAGCCUUUUCUUUAUUACCAGAAACACCUCGUAUUUUUGACAACACCUUUAUUUCUGGUGCAAUGGCUGAGCCUGGUUCAUCGAGUACAUACAUGGAGCUAACUAUUUAGUCCACCCCAGACUGCUACCAUCACCCUCUGUUGCCUGUUGCUGAACUGUAAAGGUUUGCUGCCAUCAACCUCACAAAAAUGGAGACCAAGCUUCCCGUCACCCCAACUAGUCCAUCCUCCCCAGGACUGUCCCCUGUUUUGGCUGCAGAUAAGGUGGAUGGUUUUUCUCGGCGCUCCCUCCGCCGAUCCCGCCAACGUCGCUCACAUAGUUCCUCUCAGUUCCGGUACCAGAGCAAACAGCAAGAACUGACACCUUUGCCCCCUCUCAAAGAUGCACCGGUUUCGGAGCUGCAUGAUUUGUUCUGUAAGAAACUGCAGCAAUGCUCUGUUAUCUUCCAGUUCAUGGACUGUGUGGCAGAUCUCAAAGGCAAAGAGAUCAAAAGAGCAGCUCUAAACGAGCUGGUAGAGUGCAUUGCAACAAACAGGGGAGUUCUAAUAGAGCCGGUGUAUCCUGAGGUCAUCAAAAUGAUCUCAGUGAAUAUAUUUCGGACGUUGCCUCCUACUGAUAACCCAGAGUUUGACCCUGAAGAAGAUGAGCCAAAUUUUGAGCCCUCCUGGCCCCAUUUACAGUUGGUGUAUGAAUUCUUCCUUCGGUUCCUGGAGAGUCAAGACUUUCAGCCUUCUUUGGCCAAGAGAUAUGUGGACCAGAAGUUUGUCCUCAUGCUUCUUGAGCUAUUUGACAGUGAAGACCCAAGAGAGAGGGAAUAUCUGAAAACCAUCCUGCAUCGUGUAUAUGGAAAAUUCCUCGGUCUUCGAGCAUAUAUACGUAAACAGUGCAACAACAUCUUCCUCAGAUUCAUCUAUGAGACAGAGAGGUUCAAUGGAGUUGCUGAGCUUUUGGAAAUUCUAGGCAGCAUAAUCAAUGGGUUCGCUUUACCUCUGAAGUCUGAGCACAAACAGUUUCUUGUCCGGGUUUUGAUACCUCUGCACUCUGCAAAAUCUCUCUCUAUAUUCCAUGCUCAGCUUGCCUAUUGUGCAGUGCAGUUCCUGGAAAAAGAUUCUUCAUUAACAGAACAUGUUAUUCGAGGUUUGUUAAAAUAUUGGCCAAAAACCUGCACUCAGAAAGAGGUGAUGUUCCUGGGAGAACUGGAGGAGAUCCUGGAUGUUAUCGAACCAUCACAGUUUGUGAAGAUCCAGGAACCUCUCUUUAAGCAGAUUGCCCGCUGUGUCUCCAGCCCACACUUCCAGGUUGCAGAGCGAGCCCUUUAUUUUUGGAACAAUGAAUACAUCCUUAGCCUCAUAGAAGAGAAUUGUCACACCAUACUUCCCUUGAUAUUCGGCACCCUUUACCAGGUCUCCAAAGAGCACUGGAACCAGACAAUUGUCUCCCUGAUUUAUAAUGUUCUCAAGACUUUUAUGGAGAUGAAUGGAAAGCUGUUUGAUGAGCUUACGGCAUCUUAUAAACUAGACAGACAACAGGAGAUGAAGCGUGAGAAGGAGCGCCAGGAGCUGUGGAGAAAGCUGGAUGAUCUCCGUCUUAAGAAAAUGAAUGGUCUCGAGGAGGCACAGAUGAACCAGCUCAAUUUACAGCACAGCCGGGGCAGUAAAAGUUAGGAGGUCUCCCACCACUUUCCACCAAUCUAACAGAAGAUCAAUCCAGCCAAUUCACACCCCCCUCCUCCCCAUUAUUUUCACAACCACUGUUAGCAUCCCACACUAUUUCCCACAAAGAGGGGACAACCAAAGUUUCUUUAUGCUUUUAUUGUGAUUGCGUGGCCAGCAUCAAAGCCUGUGGAGACAACAACUUAUUGGAAGGUCCUUUUGGUUUUUUACAGUUGUCUUUUCCUGUUACUGAUAGGUGUAGAGGAUGCAUAGUAUGUGCUGCAAAUCACACUAUAUG